This is a messenger RNA of Pelagomonas calceolata, 1492 nucleotides long. Lineage: Eukaryota; Pelagophyceae; Pelagomonadales; Pelagomonadaceae. The record is from the annotation of a GenBank genome assembly.
GUAGCCGUAGCAGAUCCGCGCUGCUGCCUCCUCUUCCUCCUGUGCUGCCUCGUCCCUCGGGCAGCGCCCAUCGUACACCGCCUGAAUACGGGCUUCGGGUCGCGCGUCGAAGUAAGCAAGGCGAAACACGCGGCUAGGCGACCAGGCCGGUCGGCUUCCUGAUGAGUACACGGGCAUAAUCAUUUAAUCAAUAGCUAUAGUUGGCGUUCGGGGAUUACUUCCUCCCAAGAAACUGGCUAAAAUGGUGAGCAACGAAUGUGGUUCCCUUCUUGGAGCGUAAAGGUCCGGGAUCAUAAGCAAGCCGUUUAACAAUCAAGAGAGCGGACGCGAUGACGACGGCGACCAAAGGCGCCGACCUGGACCGGCGCAUGUACGCGCUGGGCCCGACGGCGCUGGCGGACGAGGCCGCGAGCCUGCUCUGGGACGACGGGCGGCGUAGCCUGUACGCGGGGGACGCCGCGGGCUGCGACGCGGCGGCGGCGCCGGGCCUGACGCCGCUGCAGCGCGAGGUCCUCGGCGCCGCGACGCUGCUGCGGCGCCUGUGCGACGAGGGGCCCGAGUGGCGCGUGGCCGCCUGCGAGGCCCUGGCGGCGGCGCCGGCCGCGGUCGACACCGCGCUCGCGCUGCUCGCGGCCCCGCCGCGCUUCGGGACGGGCGCGCCGGCGGGCGCCUGCGCCGCGCGCCACGUCCGGCCCCGCGACGCGGCGGCCGGCGCGGCGGACGCGCCGCCCGACGCCCUGGGCGCCGGCGCGGCCGCGGUCAUGCGCCGCGGGCCCGCGGGCCUCCUCGCCAGCGUCGCGGCGGCGACGCACCCCGUGCUCGCGACGGUCGCGGGCUCGCGCUGGUGGCCGCGCGCGGCGGCGGCGCUGGCGCGCCUCGCGCGCGGCGAGGGCCACGGCGACGACGCACUGAGGGACGUCGCCGCGGACGCGCUCCGCCUCGUGCUGUCGGUCGGGCCGGUCCGCGCGGCAGCGCCCCUGGCCGCGGCGGACCGGGACCAGGUCUGCGGCGCCGGCGCGGACCUCGCGUGCGCCCGGGACCGCCGCUGCCUCGCCUGCUGCCGCCCGGCGACGCUCGCGUGCGCGUGCCGGCGCGUCGUCUUCUGCCGCCGCGGCCGCGGCGACUGCCAGCGCCGCGUCUGGCGCCAGCACCGGGCGGGCUGCCGCGCGGCGGCGCCCGCGCCGGUCGCCGCCCGCCCGGCGCCGGUGCCCCCCCCUCCGCCGCGGCGCGACCCGAGCGCCGCGAUGAAGGCGUACGACGAGGCCUGGGCGCGGGCGACCGCCCGCGCCUCGCCGCUCGACUACAGCCGCUUCGAGAAGAUCGACGUGUCCGACGACGAGGAGCCGCCGCGCGUCGAGCAGCCCUACGCCGCCCGGUCCAUCGAGUUCUGCCACCCGUCGACGUGGAAGCCGCCGCGCGCGCCCGUCGCGCGCGCGAGCGACGUCUCCCACCCCUCGAGCUGGGGCUGUUAAGUUUAACUGUAUUCCGUUUA